GCUGAAGGUAUAAAAAGCCAGUGGAUUGCAAUUUUUAAACCCUGUCUUGUAUUGAAAGCAGUUGUGAAUCCUGAAGAAAGGUGGUGUGUGCGAGAAAUUUCCGAGCAUUUUCUUCCUUUUUGAGAUUACGGGUCAGAGAGUGUGCUUCCUCCAUCUUGAUUUUCACUUCGGUCGGGAGCGGAUCCCUUUCCACCUUCCUACCUAGUCUAUAAUUCGACAACUUCAUACACUUUCUGUGUAUUGGUCGGCUAUCUCACACAGACACGGCCAGACAGAGGGCCAAGCGAGUAAACUAAACGCAAGCACUCAGACUAGCGAGGCCGAGGAUAUUCGAACUAUCAAAGUUAGUGGAAGUUGCCUGGAAUUACGUUUGUAAAUAUAAAAGCCACAUCGCGAUUGAUCGGAGUACGAAUUUUAGUGUUCAACGAGUGUUUCCUUCCUGAAUCGUGCUGACACCGUGCGGUCGUGCUGUUUCACAGUUAAGCGAUUCUGCAAAAUACUGAAACCCUUGCUGAGGGAGGAUCGAGUGAGCGAGAAAGAGAGAAAGAGCGCGCGUAUACAGUUCGAAGUAAGUAAUACCCUACGGACGAAAUCAAUCUUUCUCUGUACGGAGGAGCAGUAACUAAACGUAGCGGAACCACAACAACGAUGGAUACCGAUAAUACAGGAGAUUCUCUAGGCGUUGGAAUGGCCGGAGCCGUUCUGGUCGUCGAAGAAGAAGGAGAGGAAGCGGUUGAGCUACCGCUGGAAGACGACGGCACUUUGUCGCUAUCGACGUUACAGGCCCAGUUCUACGGAGCGUGCGGCCUUAAAUAUCGUAAUCCGGAAAAUAAAGCAAUCCGUGGCGUUCGGUUGAACGAUAACAAAUUGCACCCAUUUUCGCCAGAGCAGGGCUGGGGCAAUCACGUUUACAUAUGUGUGUUCCCGAAGGAGAACAAACGCAAGAGCGACGAUAAGCUGGAAAAUUCUACGCCAAAGACGAAACGUAUCGAGAACAAGUAUCGUACAACGACGGAUUUGAUUGUGCUUGGAUUGCCCUGGAAGACGACUGAGGAAGCACUGCGUGAAUAUUUCGAUACAUUCGGUGAAUUGCUGGUUGUUCAAAUCAAGAAGGAUCCCAAAACUGGUCAAUCCAAAGGCUAUGGAUUCAUUCGCUUCGCCAAUUUUGGGUCUCAGAUGAAAGCCCUUUCCAAGCGUCAUUUGAUUGAUGGACGUUGGUGUGACGUUAAGGUACCAAGUAGCAAAGAUCAAAUGCAACAUCAGAUGCCAAGCAAAAUCUUUUUGGGCCGUGUAACGGAAGAAAUGACAGCGGACGAUAUUCGCGAAUACUUUAGUAAGUACGGCGAAGUUACGGAUGUUUUCAUCCCGAAGCCAUUCCGUGCGUUUGCGUUUGUUACUUUUAUUGAUCCUCACGUCGCUCAAAGUCUGUGCGGGGAGGAUCAUUUGAUUAAAGGCGCGUCGGUAUACGUAUCGACAGCUUCGCCUAGACCAGAGCAUAAUCGAAAUCAGCAGAAAAAUCAGAUGGGCGGCAAUAUGUCCAAUUACGAUGACCGCGGACGUGGUUCGAGUGGAUCGGAUUACGGUGGUCCACAGUCGCAUUCGAAUAUGAACAGUAACUAUCACCACGGAAAUGGCGGUGGAGGCGGUGGGUACAACAAUCUACCGAAUCAGCCUAUCUGGAACUAUAAUGAAUAUUCCCAGCAGAAUCGCCAGAACAACAGCAACAUGGACAAUAUGCCCAAUCUACAAGCGCUGGGUUUAAACUCAACAGGCCCUGGUCCGAACGGCGGAGGUCAGGGAAACGGCGCAGGCCUUCACGGGGGCCACCACGGCUCGAGCGGGGGGAUGGGGGGCAACCAUCUGAGUGGUGGAAGUGGGACGGGUGGAGCGGCCCCUGGUGGUAAUAGUGGCGCUCCUGGAGUGAUCGGAAAUCACGGCGGUCCGGGUGGGGGCAACAUGAAUCUGAACCAGAUGCCCAUUAAUCCGGCCAUUAUUGCGGCGGCCCUCAGCCAGUGGAGUUUGAUCGGAAAUCAGAUGCAUAACAAUCCGCAGGGAUCGGGAGGUCCUGGCGGUCCCGGUGGAGCGCAGAGUGGUAACGCUUCUGGCCCGGGCAACCAGUCGGGACCGGGCGCUGGAGCCCCCGGAGGUCAGGAGUAUCUACCGUGGAACGGAUCAGGUAAUGGGAAUGCGGCCGCCGGAGGUCCUAGUGGAAGAGGAGAACAAAAUCGACAGUAGAACAGUUAUGACUAGUUUUCCUCUUCAGCUUUUAUGAUGCGCACUUUCAUUUAGGUACACACACACGCGCCCCCCUUUUCAUACACAAACAAACACUUAAGAAUUGACACAUAGAAUAUUUAACAAAUGACACUUUGAUAUUUUGUGGUAAAAGUUUAUAUUUCAACUGAUUGGCGAUUCGAUUACGAAACCAAAUUAUAGAAAGGUUUAAAACAGAAAAAAAAACGUUUUAGCCAACUGAAAUGCAAUGCAUGAGUUUUUUCUUCCCCUUAUUUUAACCAAUUUUUGAUUUAAGUUUUAAUCAUGCGAUUGAUUGUGUUCGGUUGUGUUGAAAUUGACUAAAGAUUCAACCUAUCUGUCUGUGUGUGAUUGCGAAUUGUUCUUUUCCGGUUCCAAGCAGACAUGAUAAGGAAAGAGUCGCGCGCGCGGUCGGUAAAGCAGUUGUUGAUUGUUCAAUUGGAAGCAAAAAAAAUCAUAGAAACUAUUACAUACGUAUCUCUUCUUUGCCGUCACUGCAAGCGACAGGAAAUGAUCCUUUUUUUAUACCUCUAGGCAGUCUGCUCGGGAAGAGGCAACGUGCGCGUGAGAGAGAUUAUGAAUAAGUUCGUACCUCGCUAGGAAGAUAACGGGUUGUUUCGCUACUGCGGAGACAGCGACACGGGGCGGCGGCGCAACAAUCAGAUCAAAAAUGAGUCGAGUUGAGAGUGUUUCUUUUGCGCGCAAACGUGAGAGUGAGUGAGUGAGUGAGCUCUGCUGCCGAGAAAUGUCUCUAUCGGCUGCCAUAGGACGGACGGUCGGACACAUGCCGAUAAAGCAGUUUUAUUCUUGUUAUUAUCAACACAUACUAUGAACAUUUACACCACACCACACAAACACAAGACAGAAAAGAGAAAAACAAUAGAGUAAACAACAGCAAGUGUGAAGAACGAUGACAGAACUUAGACAUAAUUAUCAAGCAAGGCAGGCGAGAAAGUCAAGUCAAAUGCUCUAGCUAAUAACUUCGGAUUGAUUGAUUGAUUGAUGUGAGUGUUUAAGAUGUUCUUUUUUGACUUUAUUUUUGUUGCAUUACACUACUUCUAGAAUAUACGGAAAAAAGAGCAUACAAGUAGAGACCCAUGCGAGAGAAAAUGAGCAUUAGAAGAAAAACAACUUUACAGUAGAUGUUAAGAGAAAUCGAAUUAAAUUCAUGAAAAACUUCACUUAUUUUCUAAUAUAAUACUAUUGAUAAAAGAAAAUGAAACUACAAACUAUAAUAAAUUAUUAUUAUAUGAUAAAAAAGAGCAAAAAGGGUAGAGUUGGUGCGGUGAAAGAAUGAUUAUUAAAAAUAUAGCUGAGGAGGAAGUGCUGCCAGAUGGAAAUAAAUGAAACAGAAAAAAAACAAGAAUUAUGAAUGUGUUGGUUGAUGUAGCAGUAAUUGAAAAGACCGCAGAUAUAAAAGUGAAUAAAUAUUACUGUAUUUGUUUGAUGAGUGUGUAUCUUCUCCCUAGCGCGUAUAUCCCCAGUAAUUAGAACAAGAGCGAUGAAAUGAUAAAUAAUAU
This is a messenger RNA of Sabethes cyaneus, 3773 nucleotides long. RefSeq names its product TAR DNA-binding protein 43-like. The record is from RefSeq and is a predicted model, not a curated record. Gene Ontology annotation, molecular function: RNA binding. The coding region runs from base 649 to 2235 and encodes 528 amino acids. Gene Ontology annotation, cellular component: nucleoplasm. Lineage: Eukaryota; Metazoa; Arthropoda; Insecta; Diptera; Culicidae. Gene Ontology annotation, biological process: regulation of gene expression. The transcript is spliced from 2 exons.